CCAAUUGUAAGUGAACUUUGUGAAACUGUUGCACUGGAAUGAGGCCUCCUCCCUCCAAAACAGCUGUAUUGUGUUCUUGAAGAACACGAUAUCUCCCUCCAAAAAGUUGUUCUCUUUCUUCAAUAACAUAAACUUUUCUUUUCAUCAGAGACCGAUUCUUCUCAUCCGAGACUUCCCCUUUUCAAAGCAUCCACCCAAAAAAAGCAUCAGUUGUUUGUCCCCAAAAUCUUACAACCCAGCUACCACCCAAAAUAUCUUAACAGCAUUUCUCACGUUCACCUUAAUGAACCAUCAUCAUCAGAGUGAGAGAAGUGACCCUGCAAGUGUUGUUGUCGAUGUGAGAGCAGCGAAGCCAUGUCAACCUGAAGGAGAUUCUUACCUGAAGACCCGUGCUGGCGAAUAUCCGGGUCACACUCCAGGCGGGCGUGGCCACACCCAAACCGUUGAGCAAGGAUUUGGGUCAAUACAGGGCAGUGAACAUGAUGGCCUUUGGCAAGGAUUUCAACGCCCAGACCCAAAAGUUCAAACUUGACGUACCCGUGGUGGUGACCCUGAACAACACCUACGAGUUCAUGGUUAAGUCACCGUCUGUCAACUGGUACCUGAAGAAGGCUACCGGCAUCGACUCCGGCAGCAGUCAACUCAAACGCGUCGUCGCUUCUGAACUGUCUGUGAGGCACGUGUAUGAGAUCUCCAAGAUGAAGCAAUCUGACCCGUAUUUCCAGUACAUGCCCGCCUUGGAGUCCAUUUCCAAUCGUUCAGAGAGGUCAAGAAAUUGAAGUACGUAUAUCUACAAGGCCUGUUGAGCAGAAGAGUGCCACAAACUCCCCAAAAUCCAACAGCAAACCCAAGCCACAUGCUGAUGUAAAAUCCUUGUGUUAUGAGCCCAUCUUUGUCAUCUUCAUUCACCAACACAGAUUGUCCUGGACCUUUUUCCUCCUCAGAGCAUGUCCUUGGGAGUGGUUCUCCACAAAGCAGAGGAUUUCCACCAUAAGCAAAGUCAAUGGUUUGGAGCUGAUUGCCUAUUGGAAUUUUUCCAGACAAGUUGUUUUGUGACAAGUCCAAGUAACCAAUACGAUUUAUCCAAGAAAUACUUAUUGGAAUUCUGCCAUUUAUCUGGUUUCUUGAUAAAUCAAGAGAAUCUAACUCCUGCAAAUUUCCAAUCCUUGAAGGUAUUUGACCUGU
Prunus avium (sweet cherry) is the source of this 1185-nucleotide messenger RNA. The record is from RefSeq and is a predicted model, not a curated record. Lineage: Eukaryota; Viridiplantae; Streptophyta; Magnoliopsida; Rosales; Rosaceae.